AUGAUGAGCCAAAUUGGCAUCUCUACUCAGGGCGCUUUAGAUGCCCUGAGAAGACAGCUGGGACCUGGCGUUGAUCCUUUGUACGACGCUUCGAAGCGCGACUCCCACAAGCCAUGGCAGCUGUCGAAGUCAGAGGAAGGUGUGCACGAGAGCUCGGGCAGCAUCGACCAGCUGCGACGAGCCUUGCGGGAGGUGGUUGGUGUGACCACGGAGCAGGAUCAACCCCAGGGUGAGGUCGAGACUCAGGACGAUGCGAAGCUCUCACCCGCUCAGAUUAGAGCUUUGCGAGAGCAGAAAAGGCCAAUGUCGUCUUUUGUCUCCAGCAGCAGAGAUCAGAUGACCUCCCUGGCAGUGGAGAACCGUUUCCGGCUGGCACCACCACCAGGGUCCUACAGACCGAGCACUCACCUUUGUGAGCCUAGAGUGAAGACUCCAGUUUUCCGGGUGCCGGAUGGAACGCUGAGCAGAAAGCAGAAGGUCUUCGAGCGGGAGGUGGCUAAGCUUCAGGCUGCAGGAAAGCCAUACGAGCACUUACUGCAAGGCGUUAGAAGCGUAGAGCUUCUGGACCAGCCACCUGAAAAGCUGCAGAGAGCUAUCACAACACCUGAUCUGGAAAGAUAUACAGCCAGGCCAGACAUGAUCAAGUUGGCAAAUAUCCACUUCCACGACAGCGAGUUUACAGACGGUGUCCUAGAUGGAGAUGUUAGCACCUCCAUGAUUCUCCGGAGCCCAAAAUGGGACUUUGCAAAGCUUUCUGCAUCUCAACGCAAGGACUCUGACACAUACUUUCAGCCAGGGCAGUACAAACCAAACCUCGAUGCGGUGCGACCGAAACUAGAGACCAAGAACAUUCCUUUCAACAAGCUCCCGCCCCGGAAGCCCUUGAAGGAGACAGUGGGCCGCUUCGAGUUGGAUGGGAGAGAAGGCGAUCACUUGCCAGAUAGGUCUCUUUCCAGAAGCUGCCCAUUCUUGAUGCCUAGACUACACAGUCCUAACUUGUCAAAAGACUCAGAGCGCCCGCCGAUCAUGGGCAGAAGGAAGCCCUGGCAUGACAUCAAUGAUGCAGAGGUUGAUAGAGUCGUCUAUGAUUACGAGAUGAAUUUCAACAUCAUGGAGUGCGAGAAGGCUCGCUGGAAGCCACAGACCGCGGGAGACUUCAGCAAGAGCUUAAGCAGGAAGCAGCACUUGCGUGCAAUGAGGAUGUAUGGCCAGGAUGCGGCUCUGCUCAAGGCAAAAGCCAACCUGACCGAAGGUCCUGUGAGUGUAGAGCUUUUGUCUGACAUUGACAGUAGUCCGAUGCUCCACCCCAAGGUGAUGUCUCCUCGGUUCGAGAUGAUGGCUAUGAGAGAACCAGAGCACAAGUAUGCGGAAUCGCCUGCUCGCCUGAAAGAUGCGAAGGGCACCAAAUUCAAGCGUGAGCUUCGAUCUGGUGAGUCCUGGACUGACACUGGGAGCCAGUCCCUUACACUUGCUGCGACUUGGAGGGGAAUGCCCUGUGCUGUGCACAAGGGGAAUUGUACCCACCUGUGUGCUGUGUGUCAGAACCGACCGCUCUACGUGUACCAAGCACGACUCGCGCAAGUUGUGUCGGUCCAAGCCCAGGCCAGUUGCAGUCAAGUAGCAAAGAAACAGCUCGUUAUAAUUCGUUAUGUAAUUACUAGUAGCGAUGGCCUCCAACUACUAGCGAUGGCCUCAACUCCAACCUAG
Molecule: messenger RNA, 1707 nt
Organism: Durusdinium trenchii
Lineage: Eukaryota; Dinophyceae; Suessiales; Symbiodiniaceae
Source: the annotation of a GenBank genome assembly